AUGAGAAGAGCAUAUAUUGUGGCGUCAAGAAGGAGUGAUCGAAGUCUAGAGGCUCGGGUAGAAUCAGUACGAAGAGCCUCAGAAAUCCACCAACGUCGAACCGGCCGUUCUCUACGUGUGACGGAACAAGAUAUCAUCAAUGAGGAAAUGUACGAAGAGGAGGACGAUGAUUUGCCAUUACCGUAUCAUCGUCUCACGACGCACCUUCAAACUGAGUUUGGCCGAUUUCAAUCGACGAUUGGCUGUUUAUUUGACGAACCAAGUGGCAAUGCGAAGCGCAAUGGAACAGAUGACCCAACAUCGCCUUCUGGAUCCGUUCCACCAGGCCCAUUUAAUCAUAGAAGGAUGUCGACAACAGCAUCACUUCAACAUGGUGAUAUAUCGACCGACCAUCAAAUCAGUACCGAUGGUAUGAAAAUGGAUUCCGAAUACCUGAGGCGAACUCCGUUCACCAUCUUCCCAUCUGUUGGUGCCACUUCGUUCUCGCCUUUAUGGGAAGACAUGGGACCCUUCACAACAUCACUACCACCCAGAUGUCAACAGAUGAUCGCUCAGGCACCCGGCUUCGAUCCCAAUGAACCUGCCUACGCGAUGCUCAUACGUGGCUCUGACCAGUACGUGUCCAAUCUAUAUGACCCAUGGCAGGACAUGCGUGGUGGUGUCAAAAGCAUGCUUGGCCAGAUCGUCAACGGCGCGCAGAACACCAACCCGGAUUCAAAGCCCAAAACUAUAGCUGCACAUCCAUCCCUUGGGCAAAACGACUACGACCAAAAUGAUCUUCCGACGGCUGGGUUGGACUUCAAUUUCAGCCUGGAAAAUAAAGGUCUAGAUUUCGCCGGUGGGGGGGUGAAUUGGCCCCUGGUUCAAAUCAGAUCACGUCUGCAGGAGAGGAAUUCUUGGAUCUUUUCGUCAUAG
Rhinocladiella mackenziei CBS 650.93 is the source of this 915-nucleotide messenger RNA. RefSeq lists its product as uncharacterized. The coding region runs from base 1 to 915 and encodes 304 amino acids. The record is from RefSeq and is a predicted model, not a curated record. NCBI's taxonomy places the organism in Eukaryota, Fungi, Ascomycota, Eurotiomycetes, Chaetothyriales, Herpotrichiellaceae. The transcript has 2 exons.